ACGGAGCCGUCGGUCACGGGGAGCGCCCUGCUCCAGCAGAGACGCGCCGCUGCUGCUCCUCUCCUCCGUUUUAGUGCGUCGAGCGGCGGAGGGAAGCGGAGUGUGCGCGUCUAGUUGUGUCCUAACAGCGGCGGAGCGCUUCUUCCUCCUCCAGAGCCGCUGGCAUCCCGUGGGCAGCAGCCGUGCACGCCUCGGACCGCGGCGGCAGGAGAGGACAGCGCGCUUCAUCAUCUUCUUCUUUUGUAAAACCUCCUCCUUCUUCUCCUUUCUCAUUUUGACUCUCUGAGGCUUAAAUAUUCCGCUCGUCCCUGAUGGUAACCAACACUGCGCGGCCGGAGACAUGUGGACUGAUCCGGGGAAACUGCGCCGCUUCUCGCUAGUGUGUCUCCUCCUGACGCUGUGGGCCGAGGUGUCUCGGUCCACCGGAUACUUCGAGCUGCAGCUGAUCUCGGUGGAGAACCCGAACGGGCAGCUGCUGAACGGGGACUGCUGCGACGCGGAGAGGAGCGCGGCGGAGGGCCACUGCGGCGCGGACGAGUGCGACACCUACUUCAGAGUGUGUUUAAAGGAAUACCAAACGGAGGUCACGACCAGCGGACCGUGCACAUACGGCUCGGAAACUACUAAGGUUAUCGGUGGGAAUACUUUUCAGUUCAAGGGCGGCCAGAAAACCGGACAGAACCGGAACAACGACGCCGGGAAGAUCACCAUCCCCUUCCAGUUCGCGUGGCCGAGAGCGUACACGGUGAUAGUGGAGGCCUGGGACCGAGACAACGGCACCCACAGCAAUGAUGACGAGCUGCUGAUCGAGCGCAGCAUCUAUAAAGGGAUGAUCAACCCCGGGGAGGACAAGCAGCCGGUGGAGUAUAAGAGCUCCGUGGCCAGCAUCGAGUACACCAUCCGGGUUCGCUGUGACGAGCAUUACUACGGCAGCAAGUGCAACAAAGUGUGUCGGCCGCGAGACGACUACUUCGGACAUUAUGUGUGCGACCAGUUUGGAAACAGAGACUGUAUGGAGGGUUGGACGGGACCGGACUGUAAGACGGCCAUCUGCAAGCAGGGAUGCAGCCCGUGGCAUGGGACGUGCAGCUCGCCGGGGGAAUGCAAGUGUAACUACGGCUGGCAGGGUCCGCUGUGUGACGAGUGUUUGCCGUAUCCCGGUUGUGUUCAUGGAACCUGUACUGAACCCUGGCAGUGCAGCUGUGAGAAGAACUGGGGGGGUCUGCUCUGUGAUAAAGAUCUGAACUACUGUGGAACCAACCGGCCCUGUAAGAACGGAGGAACCUGCAUGAACACCGAACCCGACGAAUACAACUGUGCCUGUCCAGACGGAUACUCGGGGAAGAACUGUGAGAUCGCCGAACACGCCUGUGUUUCCAACCCCUGCGCCAACGGAGGAACCUGCCACGAAGUUCCUUCUGGGUUUGAAUGUCACUGUCCGGCUGGUUGGUCCGGACCGACCUGCGCUAAAGACACCGAUGAAUGCGCCUCCAGCCCCUGCGCUCAGGGAGGAACCUGCAUCGACAUGGAGAACGGCUUCGAGUGCCUCUGUCCUCCUCAGUGGACGGGAAAGACCUGCCAGAUCGACGUUAAUGAGUGUGCGGGGAAGCCUUGCCUCAAUGCUUACGCUUGCAAAAACUUGAUUGGUGGAUAUCACUGUGCCUGCUUUCGUGGAUGGGUGGGCCAGAACUGUGACGUCAAUAUGAACAGCUGCCACGGACAGUGUCAGAACGGAGGAACCUGCAAGGAGGUCUCCAGAGGAUACCAGUGCGUCUGCCAGCCCGGCUUCGUGGGUCGACACUGCGAGGUCCAGAGGAACCGAUGCAGCAGCAGCCCCUGUAAGAACGGAGGCCGAUGCCACGCAGUGCUGGACGGGUUCAUGUGUGAAUGUCUGCAGGGCUUCACCGGGAACACCUGCGAGGUGCAGAACGACCCGUGCAGCCCGAACCCGUGUCAGAACAAGGCCCAGUGCCACGGCCGGUCUGGAGAUUUCUACUGCAGCUGUCCAGACGACUACGAAGGUAAAACCUGCUCUGAGCUGAAGGACCACUGCAAGACCAACCGCUGCCAAGUGAUUGACAGCUGCACCGUUGCUGUGGCGACCAACGACACCCAGAGGAGGGUGUGGCACAUCUCGUCCAACGUCUGCGGACCUCACGGCCGCUGCAUCAGCCUCCCCGCCGGGAACUUCAGCUGCUCCUGCGAUCCAGGAUUCACCGGCACCUACUGCCACGAGAACAUUAAUGACUGUGCGUCAUCGCCCUGUAAGAACGGAGGAACCUGCAUCGACGGCAUCAACUCCUUCAAGUGCUUCUGCCCAGACGGCUGGAACGGCAGCUUGUGUGAUGUCGAUGUGAACGAGUGCAGCAGGGAUCCCUGUCAGAACGGAGGCCAGUGUGUCGACCUGCUCAACGACUUCUACUGCAACUGUGUGGACAACUGGAAGGGAAAGACCUGCCACUCACGUGAGAGCCAGUGUGACUCAACCACCUGCAGUAAUGGAGGAACCUGUUACGACCACGGAGACUCUUUUCUGUGCAGCUGCCCUUCAGGUUGGGGAGGAAGCACCUGCAACACCGCCAAGAACAGCACUUGUGACUCGGGUCCAUGUGAGAACGGAGGGACUUGUGUCGGAGGUGGAGAUACCUUCACUUGUAUCUGCAAGGACGGAUGGAAAGGACCAACCUGUGCACAGAAUGUUGACGACUGCAAUCCACAUCCCUGCUACAACGGCGGCCUCUGCGUGGACGGCGUCAACUGGUUUCGCUGUGAAUGCGCUCCGGGCUUCGCCGGGCCGGACUGUCGCAUCAAUAUCGAUGAGUGUCAGUCGUCUCCGUGUGCCGACGGUUCGACCUGCAUCGACGAGAUCAACGGAUAUCGAUGCGUUUGUCCUCCGGGACACACCGGAGCUCGAUGCCAGGACUUCAUCGGUCUGGGGAAGUCGUGUCGUCACGCCGGCCUCCAGUUUCCUCACGGCAGCCGGUGGGAGGAGGAGUGCAACAGCUGCCAGUGUGUCAACGGAAACGUCCGCUGCUCCAAGGUGAGGUGUGGUCGUCGGCCCUGCAUCCUCCCCAGAGCCCAGCCUCCUCCUCAGGACUCCAUCCCCCCGUCCUGCCCCGGAGGACACGAGUGCGUCGAGCAUCAGUUCCUCACCUGCUUCUCGCCGCCGUGCCGCCAGUGGGGCGUUUGUUCGACGCCCGACCCGCCGACGCCGCUGCACACCCAGUGUGAACCCAACAGCGGUUACCUUGACAACAGCUGCGCUCACAUCACGCUCAUCUUCAAGAAGGACAAAGUACCACAGGGCACCACGGUGGAGAACAUCUGCUCAGAGAUCCGGUAUCUUCCUGUAACUCGGACGCUGGCUGAAGAACGAGCUCUGCUGAUCCUCUGUGACCUGUCCUACUCCACCAGUGAUGCCGUGGAGGUCGCCAUGUCCUUCGAGCAGGACGGCCGGUCGAAGGACGGCGACUGUGGUCUGAUCCAGAAGGCGGCCGGCGCCAUCACCGGAGCUUUGUCCAAACGCCACAACAGCUCCGUCAUCCUGGCCGUGGUGGAGGUCAAGGUGGAGAUGCUGGUGGAGUGUCCUCCUGUCGGCUACCUGGUUCCGGUCCUGUGUGUCGUCUUCAGCGUCCUCUGGAUCUUCUGCAUCGUGGUUUGCGUCUGGUGGACCCGCAAGAGGAAGAAAGAGCGCGAGAGAGCGUCCCGGUCCGAGGAAACCACGGUGAACAACCAGCUGGAGCCUCUGCGGAGCAACAACAAGGACAACCGCGACAAAGACAUUCAGUACGAAUGCAAGAAACUGAUGAGCCCGUCGGACCGGAGCUGCGACGGGGCCGAGGGCGAGGAGGACGGCGAGUGCGAGGCGGAGGACGACCAGGAGAGGGCGCCGCAGAGGUGCUCGGGGGCAACGCCGCAGGACAGGGGCAUGCUGGGAAAAGGGGGCGUGGUCUGCACGACGCGCAGCGGCCCGGUGAAGGCGCCGCACCGGACGGCGUACAGCCCCAAAGACAACCGGUGUAAAAACCUGAACGCCGCCAAGCUGAGCGAGGACGUUAAAGACCACUACGUGUGAACGGACGGCGCCAGCUCUGAACCACAAGCACCAAAAAGUGAAGAUUACAGAUGCUUUAAUUUUCUAUUUUUUGUUCGUUAUUUAACGGAGGCUUUAUUUACCAAAAAAAAACAAAAACCCACCAAAAAAAGCAACAAAAAAACGUCACAGCAGCUUCUGGAUCUCUGGAUUUAAUCGUCACUGUUGGAAUCAAGAGGCAGUUUCUUUCUGGCUGAUUUUUCUUUCCUGUUUACAGACCUUUGCUUGGUGGACGCUAACGGCUGGCAGCUGUUCUCGUGGUUUCUACUGUGCGCUGAAUCCUCUCCUGUCGGCCUUAAGCCCUCGAACCCGCGGGCCUUUUCUACGCUGUCCUUUAUAUUUAACCAGCAAAACCACAAAAAAAAAAGUUUUCUACACGUUUCAGUCCUCGGACCGUCGGCUCAGAGGAUCCACCGUUUGACGCCCGGCAUGAGAACUCUUUUUGUUUACAUCCAUAAACAUCUUUUUUCCAUUUUGUGUUGAUUUCUCAGUAUUUGCUUUGGUAGAAAAGUGCCUUCAGCCCCUGUUUUCUCCUGUUUUUCAGACUCUAAAUACAUUUAAAAGGGAAAGAAGUCCGAUGAACAUCUCUUCACAUGGCAGUAAAAGCCUGUUUUCUUUGUACAUAUGUAUAUAUCAACAAAUGGCUGUGUAUAUUUGAGUUUAGUAACUUAAGUGACGCUUUGUAUCAUAGUUAUUCUAAAGAAUAAGAUUGUUUUUGUGUUUGUUUUUUUUAAUGAUGUCAUUCCGUUUAUUGGUGUCUGUUGACACGACGACAGGUUUUCUACAGAUUAUCGGACUGAAUCAUGAACAUCGGCUUAAAAAAGAUCAUGAUUGUUUGUCUUGAUGUGCUUUGAUUAUUUGUUUGGAGCUGCCUUUACAGCGUCAUUUUACAGGAGAAAUCUGAUUUUAGAGGGACUUUGGACUCCCCAAAUACCUGAUUCUGACUUCUAUUUCAGCAAAACUCACAACUAUUGACAUUUUUCAACCAUAUUUCUUCGUAAAUCCUUUCAGCACCCUAAAAUCCACUUACUUUACUUUACUUGAAACACUCAAAAAAACAUAAGAGUUCCACUACAAAGUGUGAAAUUUAUGUUUUAAAAGUCCUACAAAUGCAUCAAGAUGUGCUCACUCAUGUUUUAUCUCAGUUCUUGGAUAAAUGUUUUUUAUUUCUUGUUGUUUUUACACAUUUUACACCCUGUUAGCGUCCUGUUGAAGACCAGUAUACAGCUCAGUAAGACUAGAAAUCAGGUUUUUAAUCACAACACUCCACAGAAAUGAGGACUCGUUUGGUAAAACCAUUCAAAACUGCUUCAGUGCACUUUUUUCUCAGUUUAAAGUCGUGCAGUUUGGUCCAGUCUUUGGUUUUUGCUCAUUAAAAUCACUUAAAAUGACUUAUUUAAUGCUCCCCACAUUACGAACGCUGUUACUGGUGCCCUGGACCUUCCUUAUUUUACAUUUAAUUUUAGGAGUUUUAUCCAUGGCUGCUUGGCGACAUGAAAAUCUGGUCACAAAAUGGAACAUACGUCGACUUUUUCAAUCUAAUUGCACAAAAUCCUGAUUUUUCGACUCCUUUUUGGUUAAAUUUGAGACUCCAGUUGUUUAAAAACAACAGAUUUUGACAUUUUUCUGACGUUCUGGUGUUAAAUCUUGAAGCUGGGUCUGAUUUCUAAAUCUCUCUGGUCCAAACAGCUUCAAAGCAGCCUCGUCGUUGUCGUCGUCGUCGUCUCUUCAGUCUUGUUUUUCUCCAGUUUUGCGGUGUGUCGACGGCUGGCAGGGCAGCAGAGCGUUUAUUCAAACCUGAUUCAUCCACUGAAUCCACUGCAGACAGAUUAAAGGUGUGAAUGGAAACAGACGAGUGUGAAUCCUGAUGUUGUCGCCUCUCCCUGUGUGUCUAUUCUGGUCUAAUGAAGGGAACAAGUUGUGUUGUUGUUGUUGUUUUGUUGUGGAUGUUUCGGUCUGUUUCUGCACUAAGAUCACACAGGAAGAGGUCAAAAUAAAAACGUCACUGUUUGUGGAUGAUUUUUUUUCAAUAUUUUGUUGUUUUUUGUGUUCUUUUGUUAAUUAAUGCUGAUGCAAAUCAUUAAAAGCCCAAAAUUCAUUUUCUGUCAGUAAAUUUCGCCUCGUGUUCGUCCCGGCUGAGGGGCUGGAUGUGCAGAACGUUGUAAUUAUUUUGUACAAAAUUUGGUAAAAGUCUUGGUUUGUUAGUGGAAUUUUUGUUUGUUCUUAGAACAAUCCUAUUAUUUAUUAAAGUAUUUUAUACCAAACUUCA
Molecule: messenger RNA, 6362 nt
Organism: Acanthochromis polyacanthus (spiny chromis)
Lineage: Eukaryota; Metazoa; Chordata; Actinopteri; Pomacentridae
Product: protein jagged-2-like
Exons: 26
Coding region: 341-4075 (1244 amino acids)
Biological process (GO): cell communication; heterophilic cell-cell adhesion; axon guidance
Cellular component (GO): plasma membrane; signaling receptor complex; cell surface
Molecular function (GO): Notch binding; calcium ion binding
Source: RefSeq, a predicted model, not a curated record